CUGGAGGCCAUACCUGGUCCCACCACCCCAUCACUCCAGUAGCCCCAAGUAGGGAAGCCAUCGGGGGUGGGGGGGUCGGGCGCAUGUGCCGGGGUCACAGGAGGCCUUUCAGUGGGGUGGCCUCUAGCUCACACCUCUGACUUCCACCCUAGAGGAAACGGAGUGACUGGCAGGGGGGCAGGCAGCCACGGCCCUGGAGAGUAUGGGUGUGUGGAGGCUGCACCGCCCGCACCUGGGGCUCUCCCACUAGACGGCGCGGUGUCUGUCCAGGUCACCCACUGUCUCUGCGCUCAACCCUCAGAUCCUGCUCCGGUGGGUGGGUUGGGGGAGCAGACCCAGUCCCCGCCUGGCGGCUGCCCUGGGGCUGCAUGCAGCCCCGAGAGAGCCACUUGCGAGACACAGUAGCGGCUUUGCCAGGACUGGCACGGUCCCCGGAUUCGCGAGGAGGUCCGCCUCCUCCCUCCCCUUCCCGCGCCGCCUCCGCCUCCUUCCUCUGCCUCCACCCUCACCCCUUCCCGUCGGUGCGGAGCUCGGCUCCCGAGCAGCGCUCAGCCGGCCGCAGCUUGGUUGUGGGCUCGGGACAAGUGCUCCGUGCCUCUGCUCGAGAUGGACAGCCGCUACACCAGCGCCGCGGGCAUCGGGGACUUGAACCAGCUGAGUGCGGCCAUCCCCGCCACGCGCGUGGAGGUGUCAGUGUCCUGCAGAAAUCUUCUUGAUAGAGACACGUUUUCUAAGUCUGAUCCAAUUUGCGUCUUAUAUAUACAAGCAGUUGGAAAUAAAGAAUGGAGAGAGUUUGGAAGAACUGAAGUGAUUGAUAAUACUUUGAAUCCUGAUUUUGUAAGAAAAUUUAUUCUGGACUAUUUCUUUGAAGAAAGAGAGAAUCUCCGCUUUGACUUAUAUGAUGUUGAUUCAAAGAGUCCCAAUUUGUCCAAACAUGACUUUCUGGGACAAGUGUUUUGUACAUUGGGGGAGAUUGUUGGUUCACAGGGAAGUCGUCUGGAAAAGCCAAUAGUAGGAAUUCCAGGCAGGAAAUGUGGCACGAUCAUACUAACAGCAGAGGAGCUAAAUUGCUGCAGGGAUGCUGUCUUGAUGCAGUUUUGUGCAAAUAAAUUGGAUAAGAAGGAUUUCUUCGGGAAGUCAGAUCCUUUCCUUGUAUUUUAUAGAAGUAAUGAGGAUGGAAGUUUUACAAUUUGUCACAAGACAGAAGUUGUCAAAAACACUCUGAAUCCUGUGUGGCAAGCCUUCAAGAUCUCAGUCAGAGCCUUGUGCAAUGGAGAUUAUGACAGAACCAUCAAAGUAGAAGUAUAUGACUGGGACCGAGAUGGGAGUCAUGAUUUCAUUGGGGAAUUUACAACAAGCUAUCGAGAACUUUCUAGAGGACAGUCACAAUUCAACGUCUAUGAGGUGGUGAAUCCCAAAAAGAAAGGAAAAAAGAAAAAAUACACCAAUUCAGGAACAGUAACCUUACUGUCUUUCUUGGUGGAAACAGAAGUCUCCUUCUUAGACUAUAUUAAAGGAGGAACUCAGAUCAACUUCACUGUGGCCAUUGACUUCACAGCAUCCAACGGAAACCCCGCCCAGCCGACUUCUCUCCACUACAUGAACCCUUACCAACUGAACGCCUACGGCAUGGCCCUGAAGGCUGUGGGAGAAAUCGUUCAAGAUUAUGACAGCGAUAAGAUGUUCCCAGCCCUUGGUUUUGGUGCAAAGCUGCCUCCAGACGGAAGGAUAUCUCACGAGUUUGCUUUGAAUGGCAACCCUCAGAAUCCCUACUGUGAUGGCAUUGAAGGGGUCAUGGAAGCUUAUUAUAGAAGUCUGAAAUCUGUGCAGCUGUAUGGGCCAACCAACUUUGCUCCUGUAAUAAACCACGUAGCAAGGUAUGCAUCUUCUGUAAAAGAUGGCUCCCAGUAUUUUGUGCUCCUGAUUGUGACGGAUGGUGUGAUCUCAGAUAUGGCUCAAACUAAAGAAUCCAUAGUUAAUGCCUCGAAGCUUCCAAUGUCAAUAAUUAUAGUAGGUGUUGGACCUGCAGAAUUUGAUGCAAUGGUUGAAUUGGAUGGAGAUGAUGUAAGAGUUUCCUCCAGAGGGAAAUACGCGGAAAGGGACAUUGUACAGGACACCACCUGGUGCAGACCCACGCAAGCCCUUGUUCACGCGGCCUCAGCCUCUUUUGUGCCAUUCAGGGAUUAUAUGGACAGAAGUGGAAACCACAUAUUGAGCAUGGCUAGACUGGCCAAAGAUGUCUUAGCUGAGAUUCCCGAGCAGUUCCUCUCCUACAUGAGAGCCAGAGGAAUCAAGCCAUCACCAGCACCUCCCCCUUACACCCCGCCUACACACGUGCUGCAGACUCAAAUAUGACUACGUCCAGAUGCUGGUGUUCAUCACACAUCAGU
Peromyscus maniculatus bairdii (prairie deer mouse) is the source of this 2390-nucleotide messenger RNA. RefSeq names its product copine 8 (gene Cpne8). Gene Ontology annotation, cellular component: plasma membrane. NCBI's taxonomy places the organism in Eukaryota, Metazoa, Chordata, Mammalia, Rodentia, Cricetidae. Gene Ontology annotation, biological process: cellular response to calcium ion. The record is from RefSeq and is a predicted model, not a curated record. Gene Ontology annotation, molecular function: calcium-dependent phospholipid binding.